Messenger RNA from Truncatella angustata, 341 nucleotides. RefSeq lists its product as uncharacterized. The record is from RefSeq and is a predicted model, not a curated record. Lineage: Eukaryota; Fungi; Ascomycota; Sordariomycetes; Amphisphaeriales; Sporocadaceae. The transcript has a single exon. The annotation marks the transcript as partial.
CCUCAAUUCUGCAUCUAGCUGUGCAAUGCGCAGAGGUCGAAGUCAUCGAAUACGUUUUGUCUCAUGGCAGCGAGCAUGUCGACGUUAACUUCACCGACAAGGAAGGAAGAACUCCUUUGCGUCUGGCAUUACUCCAAGAUCGAAUAUCUGUUGGGCACUUAUUACGCCGUUAUGGGGCUACGGAUAGGGCUAUCAGCGAGAAGCGGAGCAAUUCAGGAAGACAAUACCUUAGACAACGAGAUAUCCGAAAAUCAAUACAAUGAGAUGAUAUAACAAAUUGCUACUUGACACUAAUUCGAGGGUGCGAAUAUGUUGAAUAGCGUAGAACAUGUGGACUGUAG